Messenger RNA from Varanus komodoensis (Komodo dragon), 7101 nucleotides. RefSeq names its product dedicator of cytokinesis 7 (gene DOCK7). The record is from RefSeq and is a predicted model, not a curated record. Gene Ontology annotation, molecular function: guanyl-nucleotide exchange factor activity. The transcript has 51 exons. The coding region runs from base 249 to 6659 and encodes 2136 amino acids. Lineage: Eukaryota; Metazoa; Chordata; Lepidosauria; Squamata; Varanidae. Gene Ontology annotation, biological process: axonogenesis; positive regulation of GTPase activity; small GTPase-mediated signal transduction.
UCCAUCUAACUAGCUUGUGCCCAUAUAUCUGCUAGGAGAGACGCACAAUUUCUCUAUUUUUUUAUUUUUUUUCCUGGAAGGGGACGCCUGUGAAUGGCAUAUUGUGCCGGCGGCGGGUAAGCGCCACGGCUUUUGGGUGCGUGCCGUUCCUGAGCAUUACGACACCCAUUCCUGGUUCCUUUGACUGUUCUCCGGCGGCGGCGGGCGGCGGCGAGAAAGGCAAGAGAAGUGCUUUCGCUUGUGCAGCCAUGGCCGAGCGCCGCGCCUUCGCCCAGAAGAUCAGCAGAACUGUAGCAGCUGAAGUUCGGAAGCAGAUUUCAGGGCAAUAUGGUGGAUCACCACAGCUUCUCAAGAACCUUAAUAUUGGAGGCAGCAUUUCCCAUCAUACAAGUGUGCCUCUUACUGAGCCUGUGGAUCCAGUUGAUUUGGAAGAUUACCUUCUAACACAUCCACUGGCAGUGGAGCCUGGUCAUUUGAGAGACUUACUUGAAUUCCCUUCUGAUGAUAUUGAAGUUAUCUACAGUCCUCGAGAAUGUAGGACACUUGUGACUUCUGUACCUGAAGAGAGUGAAAUGGACCCCCAUGUGAGGGAUUGUGUGAGAAGUUACACAGAAGAUUGGGCCAUUGUGAACAGAAAGUAUCACAAGCUGGGAACUGGAUUCAACCCCAACACAUUAGAUAAGCAGAAGGAGCGGCAGAAAGGUCUGCCGAGACAAAUCUUUGAAUCUGAUGAAGCUCCGGAUGGCAACAAUUACCAGGAUGAACAAGAUGACCUUAAAAGACGGUCUAUGUCAAUAGAUGAUACACCGCGGGGGAGCUGGGCUUGCAGUAUUUUUGACCUAAAAAACUCCCUCCCAGAUGCUUUGCUUCCAAACCUCCUGGAUCGAACUCCAAAUGAAGAAAUUGACCAUCAAAAUGAGGAUCAGAGAAAGUCCAACCGGCACAAGGAGCUUUUUGCUUUGCAUCCAGCCCCGGAGGAGGAGGAGCCAAUCGAAAGGCUUGGCAUUCCUGAAAUCCCCAAGGAACACUUUGGUCAGAGGCUUCUUGUGAAGUGUUUGUCUUUAAAAUUUGAAAUUGAAAUAGAGCCAAUUUUUGCAAGCUUGGCACUGUAUGAUGUUAAAGAAAAGAAAAAGAUUUCAGAGAAUUUCUAUUUUGAUUUAAAUUCGGAACAAAUGAAAAACAUGUUACGUCCUCAUGUCCCACCUGCUGCCAUAACUACGCUGGCCCGCUCAGCCAUCUUUUCUAUAACAUACCCCUCUCAAGAUGUCUUUCUGGUAAUAAAGUUGGAAAAGGUAUUACAGCAAGGAGAUAUUGGGGAGUGUGCAGAGCCAUAUAUGAUUUUAAAAGAAGCAGAUGCUGCAAAGAAUAAGGAAAAACUGGAAAAGCUGAAAAGCCAGUCAGAACAAUUUUGCCAAAGACUUGGCAGGUAUCGUAUGCCUUUUGCCUGGACAGCCAUUCAUUUAAUGAAUAUAGUCAGCAGUGCUGGAAGCUUGGAGAGAGACUCUGCAGAAAUGGAAAUUGCCACUGGAGAACGCAAAGGAUCUUGGUCAGAAAGAAGGAAUUCUAGCAUUGUUGGCAGGCGUUCUUUGGAAAGGGUCACUAGUGGGGAUGAGGCCUGCAACCUGACUAAUUUUAGACCAGCUACUCUCACAGUGACAAACUUCUUUAAACAGGAAGGCGAUCGUCUGAGUGAUGAAGACUUGUACAAGUUUCUUGCUGAUAUGAGAAGGCCAUCUUCUGUUUUACGGAGGCUUAGAUCCAUCACAGCUCAGUUGAAAAUAGAUAUUUCUCCAGCCCCAGAGAACCCACAUUACUGUCUAACUCCAGAGCUGCUUCAAGUGAAACUUUACCCUGAUAGCAGAGUUCGACCAACAAGAGAGAUCCUGGAGUUUUCUGCAAGGGAUGUAUAUGUUCCAAACACAACAUACAGAAAUAUUCUAUAUGUCUAUCCUCAAAGCCUUAACUUUGCCAAUCGCCAAGGAUCUGCUCGGAAUAUCACUGUUAAAGUUCAGUUUAUGUUUGGAGAGGAUCCAAGCAAUGCAAUGCCGGUAAUCUUUGGAAAAUCCAGCUGUGCUGAAUUUUCAAAAGAAGCAUACACAGCCGUUGUUUAUCAUAACAGAUCGCCUGACUUUCAUGAAGAAAUGAAGAUUAAGCUCCCUGCCACAUUAACUGACCAUCACCACUUGCUUUUCACUUUUUAUCAUGUCAGUUGCCAACAAAAACAAAACACUCCGCUGGAGACUCCUGUUGGAUACACGUGGAUACCUAUGCUCCAGAAUGGACGGUUGAAGACUGGUCAGUUCUGCCUUCCUGUUUCCCUGGAGAAGCCACCACAGGCUUAUUCUGUGCUCUCUCCAGAGGUGCCCCUGCCCGGAAUGAAGUGGGUAGAUAAUCAUAAGGGAGUUUUUAACAUAGAAAUAAUUGCUGUGUCAACCAUUCAUACACAGGACCCUUACCUUGACAAAUUCUUUGCCCUUGUGCAUGCCCUGGAUGAGCACAUGUUUCCUGUGCGGAUAGGUGACAUGAGAAUUAUGGAAAACAACUUGGAAAAUGAAUUAAAGAGCAGCAUUUCAGCUUUGAAUGCAUCUCAGCUGGAGCCUGUGGUGCGAUUUCUCCAUCUCCUGCUUGACAAACUGAUCCUUUUGGUUGUAAGACCUCCUAUUAUUGCAGGCCAAAUAGUCAAUCUGGGUCAAGCAUCUUUUGAAGCCAUGGCUUCUAUUGUAAAUAGACUGCACAAAAAUUUAGAAGGAAACCAAGACCAACAUGGAAGAAACAAUCUCCUCGCUUCAUAUAUUUAUUAUGUAUUUCGCUUACCAAAUACAUCUCCCAAUUCACCAUUGCCAGGUCCGGGUGGUUUAGGAGGAUCAGUGCAUUAUGCUACUAUGGCUCGUUCAGCUGUCAGGCCAGCAAGUCUCAACCUGAAUCGUUCCAGAAGCCUCAGUAACAGCAACCCAGAUAUAUCUGGAACUCCAACUUCACCUGAUGAUGAAGUACGGUCAAUUAUUGGGAGUAAGGGCUUAGAUCGCUCCAAUUCCUGGGUAAAUACUGGUGCUCCAAAAGCUGCCCCAUGGGGAUCCAACCCCAGUCCAAGUGCAGAGACUACACAGGCUACCGAUCGAAGUUGUAAUCGCAUGUCUUCGCACACUGAGUCGACAAGUUUCUUACAAACAUUAACAGGACGAUUACCAACUAAAAAGCUUUUUCAUGAAGAACUAGCCUUACAGUGGGUUGUUUGCAGUGGAAGUGUCCGUGAGGCAGCCCUUCAGCAGGCAUGGUUCUUCUUCGAGCUUAUGGUGAAAAGUAUGGUACAUCAUUUGUAUUUUGCUGACAAACUCGAUGCACCAAGGAAGAAUCGUUUUCCAGAGCGCUUCAUGGAUGACAUAGCUGCUUUGGUCAGCACAAUUGCCAGUGAUAUAGUCUCUCGCUUUCAGAAGGAUAUGGAAAUGAUUGAAAGGCUCAACACUAGUUUAGCAUUCUUUCUCAAUGAUCUGUUGUCAGUCAUGGACAGAGGAUUUGUCUUUAGCCUUGUUAAGGCUUACUACAAACAGGUGUCAUCCAAACUGUACUCCUUGCCAAACCCAAACACUCUUGUGUCCUUGAGGCUGGAUUUCCUCCGGAUUGUCUGCAGCCAUGAGCACUAUGUUACUCUGAAUUUACCAUGCAGUCUUCUGACACCACCAGCAUCUCCAUCACCUUCAGUGUCCUCAGCAACAUCUCAGAGUUCUGGAUUUUCAACAAAUGUCCAGGAUCAGAAGAUUGCCAACAUGUUUGAACUGUCCCUGCCUUUCCGCCAGCAGCACUACCUGGCAGGACUGGUGCUUACUGAGCUGGCUGUCAUUUUAGAUCCCGAUGCAGAAGGUUUAUUUGGAUUACAUAAGAAAGUCAUCAAUAUGGUACACAACUUGCUGUCGAGCCAUGACUCCGACCCUCGGUACUCUGACUCACAGGUAAAGGCCAGGGUGGCUACUCUGUACCUGCCCUUGAUUGGCGUGAUCAUGGAGAGUCUGCCCCAGCUUCAUGAUUUCACAGAAAGUCACAAUCAGCGUGGAAGACCAAGUUGCACAGCAUUAGAGGACUAUGAGGGUGAUGGCGGGAACAUGAUAAGCCAGACAGUUGCUAUGGCCAUUGCAGGAACCUCUGUCCCUCAGCUUACCCGGCCCAGCAGUUUUCUCCUCACCUCAUCGACCAACAGGCAGCACUCAUUUUCAGCUGAGUCAAGCCGGAGCCUUUUGAUCUGUCUCUUGUGGGUUCUGAAGAAUGCCGACGAAAGCGUCCUGCAAAAAUGGUUCACAGACCUCUCUGUGCUGCAGCUAAACCGCUUGUUGGACUUGCUCUAUCUCUGUGUUUCCUGCUUUGAAUACAAGGGUAAGAAAGUGUUUGAAAGAAUGAACAGUCUGACAUUUAAGAAGUCAAAAGAUAUGAGAGCAAAGCUUGAAGAAGCAAUACUGGGAAGCAUUGGAGCAAGGCAAGAAAUGGUACGGCGAAGCCGGGGCCAGCUGGAAAGAAGUCCUUCUGGGAGUGCAUUUGGAAGUCAAGAGAACCUAAGAUGGAGAAAGGAUAUGACUCAUUGGCGGCAGAACACAGAAAAACUUGACAAAAGCCACAAACCAACCAGAUCACGAGCAGAAAUAGAACACGAGGCACUUAUUGAUGGCAAUUUGACAACAGAAGCAAAUCUGAUUAUUUUGGAUACUUUAGAGAUAAUAGUCCAGACAGUCUCUGUGACCGAAUCCAAAGAAAGUAUUCUUGGUGGAGUGCUGAAGGCUCUUUUACAUAGCAUGGCCUGCAAUCAAAGUGCUCUUUAUUUACAACACUGUUUUGCAACUCAGAGGGCCUUGGUUUCAAAGUUCCCUGAACUUCUGUUUGAAGAGGAGACAGAGCAGUGUGCCGACUUAUGCCUUCGACUUCUCCGCCACUGUAGCAGUAGUAUUAGCACCAUACGCUCACAUGCCAGUGCCUCUCUGUACCUCCUUAUGAGGCAAAAUUUUGAGAUUGGGAAUAACUUUGCCAGAGUGAAAAUGCAGGUGACCAUGUCACUCUCAUCCCUAGUGGGAACAUCUCAGAAUUUUAAUGAGGAGUUUUUGAGACGUUCUCUGAAGACCAUUUUAACCUAUGCUGAAGAGGACCUGGAAUUAAGGGAGACAACAUUCCCUGAUCAGGUCCAAGAUCUUGUGUUCAACCUCCAUAUGAUCCUUUCUGAUACAGUUAAAAUGAAAGAGCACCAAGAAGAUCCAGAGAUGCUAAUUGACUUGAUGUACAGAAUUGCAAAGGGCUACCAGAACUCUCCAGACCUGCGACUUACUUGGCUACAGAACAUGGCUGGGAAGCACUCUGAGAGGAGCAACCAUGCAGAAUCUGCGCAGUGUUUGGUCCAUUCUGCAGCCCUUGUUGCUGAAUACUUAAGCAUGCUUGAAGAUCGAAAAUAUCUCCCUGUAGGAUGUGUUACAUUUCAGAACAUCUCCUCAAAUGUUUUAGAAGAAUCUGCAGUUUCUGAUGAUGUUGUGUCACCAGAUGAAGAAGGGAUAUGCUCUGGAAAGUAUUUUACGGAAGCAGGUCUGGUUGGAUUGCUGGAGCAAGCCGCAGCCUCUUUCUCCAUGGCUGGCAUGUAUGAAGCAGUAAACGAGGUUUACAAAAUUCUUAUUCCAAUUCAUGAAGCUAACAGAGAUGCCAAGAAACUGGCCACAAUUCAUGGUAAACUCCAGGAGGCAUUCAGCAAAAUAGUUCACCAGAGUACAGGCUGGGAGCGGAUGUUUGGCACAUACUUCCGUGUUGGUUUUUACGGGACUAAAUUUGGAGACCUGGAUGAGCAGGAAUUUGUUUACAAGGAACCUGCAAUAACAAAACUGGCUGAAAUUUCUCAUCGAUUAGAGGGGUUUUAUGGAGAAAGGUUUGGUGAAGAUGUUGUUGAGGUUAUUAAGGACUCCAAUCCUGUUGACAAAUGUAAAUUAGAUGCCAACAAGGCCUAUAUACAAAUAACCUAUGUGGAGCCCUACUUUGACACAUAUGAAAUGAAGGACAGGAUAACUUACUUUGACAAGAACUACAAUUUGCGACGAUUCAUGUACUGUACACCCUUCACGCUAGAUGGCAGAGCUCAUGGUGAGCUUCACGAGCAGUUCAAGAGGAAGACAAUCUUAACAACGUCACAUGCUUUCCCUUACAUCAAAACCAGGAUAAAUGUCAUUCAUAAGGAAGAGAUAAUUUUGACACCCAUUGAAGUUGCCAUUGAAGACAUGCAGAAAAAGACCCAAGAAUUGGCUUUUGCAACACAUCAAGAUCCAGCAGAUCCAAAGAUGCUCCAGAUGGUGCUUCAGGGGUCAGUAGGCACAACAGUAAAUCAGGGACCGCUAGAGGUUGCACAGGUGUUCUUGUCUGAAAUACCUAAUGAUCCUAAACUCUUCCGUCACCAUAACAAACUACGACUUUGUUUCAAAGACUUUACAAAAAGGUGUGAAGAUGCACUGCGCAAGAACAAAAGCCUGAUUGGUCCAGACCAAAAGGAAUAUCAGCGGGAGCUUGAAAGAAAUUACCACCGUCUCAAGGAAGCACUUCAGCCGCUGAUCAAUAGAAAAAUCCCCCAAUUAUACAAGGCUGUCCUGCCUGCUGCUUGCCACAGAGAUUCCUUCAGCAGAAUGAGCCUUCGCAAAAUGGACAUCUAAGCACUUAAAAAGGCAAUUAGGGUUUUUAAGGUACUGAAAAAGUACAGUAUUACCUACACCACAAAUUUUUUAAAAGGUUUUAUUUGGAAAUAAAACUUUGGACUUUUUUCUGGACACCUCACACAUUGGCCAAACUUUUCUUCCAAGUUGUCAAAUGCAGACUAACAGAAUAAAACAACCCCACUCCACCAACAGUAUGUCAAGUACUGUAUGCAAACAGUAUGCAAAGUGAGACUGUCAACACAGCUGUUUUUUAAAGCAUUUUUUAAUAUUCAAAGGUACUCUGAGUGUAUCAGAUAUUAUUUAUAGCAUCCUCUAAUAAAUUUCCUUUUAGUACAUAUUUUUAAUUUAUAUUAGGAACAUUUGCAAAUGCAUUCUAAGUAUUUUAAUGUAGUGUUUAUUUUAAUGGUACCAUUAAAUAUUUGAAUGUUUACACAUCUCA